UAAAAAUGCAUAAAUUAUAGUAAUAUCUUAAUAUUUCACUGAAACAUCGGCAAUUAACAGAAUAGGUACAAUGAAAGUGGCAUUGAUCCUGUGCUCGUUUUGCAACCAACUGUCAAUUGGUAACGGACUCAAUGGAUGGAAAAAUCAUUUAAAAGGUUGGACUGUCCAAUUGAAAUAUAAUUUAGUGCCUCGAGAUAUUUUUUAAUGCUGUUUUAUCACAAAAUAGCAUACUCACGAUGUUAUUAGUUGAAUAUAACCCUUCCAUAUCACUCAAAUCACGAGAUGAGGAUAGGGACAUGUGUCAAACGUGCAUGGGGACAAGUGAGCAAGCGUAGGGACAGGGGACUUGUCACAUUUAUGGACGAUUAUUUAUUAAAAAAUAGUAGUUGUCAUGAUUAAUAUCAGUGAAUUCUAAUCCUGAAGGUUUUACCCUCUGAUGUCUAAUUUAAACCAUCACGUCUUCAUAUUCAUUUCGAAAGAAAUAUUGGACUAAUGAUGUGGUCACCUUAGCUAGACGAGCGUAGGGUCAUUUACCUUAUUUAAUUAAUUAGUUUUACAGUAUUUUUUCAUCGAAUCAAAUAGAAUUUGAUGAGUAACACGUGCUGAGGGUCAGGAAACUUGAGGCACUGACAUCUGACAGGAAUUUUUUAACUACUUUUGUACACAAGGAAUAAUCAUCAUGUGGGAAUAAUAAUCAUGAGGAUAAUAAUAAUAAUAAUUCAGGGGUAUUUACUGAUAAUCUGGUGGAUCGGUGGAAGUAUGUUUGGGAUUGUGGGGAUGGGAGAGUUAAUUAAGUGAUUGAUUCACUCGAGUAAUUGUCUUUGAGGGACACGUGCUGGUGCUGACUGAUUUCGUUUAUUUGGAAGUGGUUUACGGUGAAGGAACUGAAGGGAGAAUUGUAGUAGUCACUAGCGCCACGUGUCACGGGGACCAUUGUUGCGAGUGCAAAACAGUCCUGUUGAUCCGACAUUUUAUAAACAAUUGGUGUUGACGUUGCUGGUUUUGAUAGUGAGAUUGUUGGGGUAGAAUUGAUCCAGGAAGAUGACGGAUGAGUCCAAUGGAGAGUCGACGUUCGAGUUCGUGGACAAGAGGGACGACCUCUCGGGCGGAGGGGACAACGUGAGAUCUGACUCCACCAGCAGUCUAUCGUCCUCGGCGUCCCUGCUGCCCCCCCUGGGCAUCUCGACGUCAACCGGAAGUCUGCUAUCGAACAUAGCACCGCCAUCAGCCCUCCCCAGUUUCGUAGCCACUCCGGCCCCAGUGGUGGCCCCCCCGAGCGAUCCAGUGCCUCCAAACGUGCCCAUCGAGGCCAACGUCAUCGUCCAGACGAAGCAGCCGCAGCAGGGCCAGCAGGUGCUCCCCUCAACCUCGGCGUCCAGCGAUGCUCCCGAGGGGACCCCCGUCCAGGAGUCACUGCCCCAGGAGCUGGGGACCGUCAGUGGGGCCCUCUUCUCCUGGGUGAAGGACACUGUCGUCAAUAACUCGAUGCUGAGCAAAGUCGCUGAAAAAGCCAAGAGCAGCGUCAACUCCAUGAUCACCACCCUGGACCCCCAGAUGCGUGAGUUCAUUUAUUCCGGGGGUGAUGUGGAAGUGGUAGUGGCUUCCAACAAGGAGAUCAAAGUGAGUCCCGUUCGUGAGGCCUUCCAGGGAGUUUUUGGAAAAGCGACUGUCAGUGGAGUGGCUGUGGACACAUCAGCAGUGCCCAAGACCCCAGUGGGUUUCGAUGCCGGUGUAGCAGCAGCAGAGAUGAGGAUAAAGUACGCAAGAAACGCUCACGAAAUUCCCCAGGAGGUGCCGAUUGUCGGGGUCCAGAGCUUUCUACUAGAAGUGGGACAGGACAAGUGGUACGAACUGGGAGUCAUUCUUCUCGAGGACCAGAAGAACAAAGUCAAUCUGCAGACGUUUACGCAGAUGACACCGGUGCCCAGUCAAAUAGUGACAGCUGCCAAGGAGGCGACUCCUGGGGACUAUCCCCUGAGGUCUCUGGGGCUCGCUGUGCACAUUGGGGCUUCCAUGGCCACCAAUUUACAGGUUGGAUACAACGAGUGGCAUCACGCAUUAACCGGUGUCUCCCGAAGGGAUACUAUUCUCCUCGCAGCCCAAUCCCUAGCUGGUCUCUACAAAAACACGAUAACGUCUGUGUAGUAUUGACGAAUUUUGCUACUGCGAUAAUAUCUUGUACAUAAAAUUGAAAUAUCGUUGCCCCUCGUAAUUAUCGAUAAUAUAUCCUAGAUAUUAAUGAGUCUAUCAGUGAAGUGGUGAAGUGUAACUUAUUUUUGUUGAAUGUGUAAUUAUCUCGAUGAAGACGUGAUUUUUUCAAAGAACUACUUCUUCAUGAGAUGAAUACACUCAUCAACAGAAUUAUAAAAUCUUCACUAUACCAAUAUAAUCAAUAUUCCCCAGUUUUUGUUAAACUGAUUUAUGUUGACAAGUCGAUUUAAUCCUUAUGCUAAUUUUAUUUUAGGGAAUGAGAAAUAACAGAUCCUGCAGUAUUUAAUAUUCAAUUGCAGAAUAUGAUUCUGUUAGAUUGUUUCUAGUGCAUUUAAAUAAAUAUCAAUAUUUUCAUUAAAUAAGUUUGUUCAUCCCUUCCUUUUUUUGAACAAUUUUUCGUUAGGCAAACCAUUUAUUUCACAUCUGGUCGUUUUAUCCUGGGAAGGCUUUUUUUAAUCUCCCAUUUAUUUUCUUUGUUUUCGUCCAAUUUUAGUACCUGUUAGGAUUUGUUUUUCUUUGUUUAUAAUUUCCAACACUUUCGUCAAAGGAAUGAGUCACGAGUAAUUGUCACAAGGGUCACAAGAGUUGAUUUCCAUUGGAAAUUGUACGAAAGGAUAAGGAAAAUAAAAAAAUCAUCAUUUUUA
Diachasma alloeum is the source of this 2855-nucleotide messenger RNA. Its product is annotated as protein PRRC1. The record is from RefSeq and is a predicted model, not a curated record. The transcript is spliced from 5 exons. NCBI's taxonomy places the organism in Eukaryota, Metazoa, Arthropoda, Insecta, Hymenoptera, Braconidae. Gene Ontology annotation, cellular component: cytoplasm. Gene Ontology annotation, biological process: activation of protein kinase A activity. Bases 1042 to 2145 code for a protein of 367 amino acids. Gene Ontology annotation, molecular function: protein kinase A regulatory subunit binding.